Cydia splendana is the source of this 1719-nucleotide messenger RNA. RefSeq names its product septin-2 (gene Septin4). Gene Ontology annotation, molecular function: GTPase activity; molecular adaptor activity; GTP binding. Bases 530 to 1636 code for a protein of 368 amino acids. Gene Ontology annotation, cellular component: septin ring; microtubule cytoskeleton; septin complex. Lineage: Eukaryota; Metazoa; Arthropoda; Insecta; Lepidoptera; Tortricidae. The record is from RefSeq and is a predicted model, not a curated record. Gene Ontology annotation, biological process: intracellular protein localization; regulation of exocytosis; cytoskeleton-dependent cytokinesis. The transcript is spliced from 8 exons.
GCCCGGACCGGGACCCUCACAUUACGUAACGCAACACGCACAGUACGGCGCACAAACAAUGUGAUUUUAUUUUCUUGAAUUUUUCUACUGUUUCGAUUAUACAAAUUUUAGGAUUAGUAUCGUGAUAUUUAGUUAAGUGUCGCGCGACUUUAAUUUCGCUAUCGUUUUAGAUGUCUAGUGUAGAAUAAUGUUUGAUACAACUUGCAACUGCAGUUUUGUUUUGGUGAAAAUCUAUCGUGAAUUGCGCAAUUUAUAAUAACCAUGGACGAGAAGAUUGAAAGUCGUCGACGAGUGAAUCUUGAACUUGGGAUCUCGGAGACAAGGCAGUGACUUGUGUGAAAUCGGUCGAUCGGUUUUGAAAACUUUCUAAAAUUUUUGUAAAUCAAUAACGCAUAAUUAAAAUAGAGACAAUACGUAGAAAAAAUGAAGACGUUCUUAAUGAGGAAACAGAAAUAUAAAUUAUGAAAAUUGAUUAAAAUUUUCAUAGUGUACUCUUAGUACCUUCAGCAGUUCUUCCUCAUUACACAACAUGACGAUGGAACGUGAGCGCGGGGAGCGCGACUACAUCGGGUUCGCGACACUGCCGGAGCAAGUUCACCGCAAGUCGGUGAAGCGAGGCUUCGACUUCACGCUCAUGGUGGUCGGCGAGUCAGGGCUCGGCAAGUCCACGCUGAUCAACAGCCUCUUCCUAGGAGACCUGUACAAGGGUCGGAAAAUACCUGACGUCCAAGAUAGGAUAGAGAAAACCACAUCUAUAGAAAAGAAAACAAUGGAAAUAGAAGAGCGAGGCGUUAAGUUGCGUCUGACUAUAGUCGACACGCCAGGCUUCGGAGACGCCAUUAACUGCGAAGACUCGUGGAGAACUUGCUCGGGGUACAUUGACGAGCAGUUUCGGCAAUACUUCACAGAUGAGAGCGGGCUCAACCGCCGACACAUGCAGGACAAUAGAGUGCAUUGUUGCUUAUACUUCGUUCCACCAUGGGCUCACAGUGUAAGGCAGGUGGAUUUGGAGAUGAUGAGACGACUACACCGCAAAGUGAACAUCGUGGUGGUGAUAGCGAAAGCAGAUUCGUUGACGGCGGCAGAAGUCAAGCGGCUUAAAGCGAGGAUACUGGCUGACCUCGAGGAUCAUCAGAUACAGGUGUACCAGUUCCCGGAGUGCGACAGCGACGAAGACGAGGAGUUCAAGCAGCAGGACCGCGAACUGAAGGCCGCGGCGCCGUUCGCGGUCGUAGCGGCCGACACCGUGCUCGAGGUGGGCGGCAAGCGCGUGCGCGGCCGCCAGUACCCCUGGGGCAUCGUGGACGUGGAGAACCCUCGGCACUCGGACUUCACGAAGCUCCGCACGAUGCUGAUCUCCACCCACAUGCAGGACCUCAAGGACGUCACCCAGGACGUGCACUACGAGAACUUCCGCGCGCAGUGCAUCUCUCAGAUAUCGCAGCACGCCAUGCGGGAGCGCGGGAAACUGAAGAGGGAUUCGAUGGGCAACAAUAGCGAGGUAGUUAUUACGGACACCGACAGACUGCUACUGCAGAAGGAUGAAGAGAUAAGGCGAAUGCAAGACAUGCUCACUCAGAUGCAAGAGAAACUCAAAGCUUCCGACAAGAAACACGACAGUAUUAUAGAUGUAUAAAUUAUAGACUGCAAAUGUACCUCUAGCGUAGUGUUACAAUUAAUCUAUUUCACUUAUGUUCUAGUAAAAAUAUUAAGAACCUC